Molecule: messenger RNA, 3292 nt
Organism: Enhydra lutris kenyoni (northern sea otter)
Lineage: Eukaryota; Metazoa; Chordata; Mammalia; Carnivora; Mustelidae
Product: solute carrier family 29 member 3
Exons: 5
Coding region: 1-1422 (473 amino acids)
Biological process (GO): nucleoside transmembrane transport
Cellular component (GO): plasma membrane; Golgi apparatus
Molecular function (GO): nucleoside transmembrane transporter activity
Source: RefSeq, a predicted model, not a curated record
AUGGCCUCCGAGGAUGACUUCCAUCACAGUUCGAACUCCACCUACAGAACGGCAAGCAGCUCCCUCCGCACAGACCAGGAAGCACUGCUAGAGAAACUGCUCGACCGCCCCCCGCCCGGUCUGCAGAGGCCCGAGGACCGCUUCCAUGGGGCCUACAUCAUCUUCUUCAGCUUGGGCAUCGGCGGCCUCCUGCCGUGGAACUUCUUCAUCACUGCCAAGGAGUACUGGAUAUUCAAGCUCCGCAACUGCUCCAGCCCAGCCUUGGGGGAGGAACCUGCGGGUUCGGACAUCCUGAACUACUUUGAGAGCUACCUGACCGUUGCCUCCACCGUCUCCAGUGUGCUGUGCCUCAUGGCGAACUUCCUGCUCGUCAACAGGGUUCCGAUUCGAGUCCGUGUGCUAGCCUCGCUGACUGUCAUGCUGGCCAUCUUCUUGGUGAUGACUGCACUAGUGAAGGUGGACACCUCCUCCUGGAGCUAUGGCUUCUUUGCUGUCACCAUCAUCUGCAUGGCGAUUCUCAGCGGGACCUCCACCAUCUUCAACAGCAGCGUCUUCGGCAUGACAGGUUCCUUCCCCAUGAGGAAUUCCCAGGCACUGAUAUCAGGAGGAGCCAUGGGGGGCACCAUCAGUGCCGUGGCCUUGCUGGUGGACCUGGCGGCGUCCAGCGAUGUCACGGACAGCACCCUGGCCUUCUUCCUGACAGCAGACGUCUUCCUCGGGCUCUGCGUCGGGCUCUACCUGCUGCUGCCGCGGCUGGAGUACGCCAGGUUCUACCUGAGACCUGUUUGGCCAGCCCCUGUGUUUUCUGGGGAAGAGCAGCCAAGCCAGGACUCCCCCAGCGCCCCCUUGGCAGCCCUCAGAUCCCGCGACUCCUCUAUACCACCCCUCCGCCCCAUCCUGAAGAAGACCGCCGGCCUGGGCUUCUGUGUCGUCUACCUCUUCUUCAUCACCAGCCUCGUCUUCCCCGCCGUCUCCACCAACAUUGAGUCCCUCGACAAGGGCUCGGGCUCGCCAUGGACCACCAGGUUCUUCGUCCCCCUCACCACCUUCCUCCUGUAUAACUUCGCCGACCUGUGUGGCCGGCAGGUCACAGCCUGGAUUCAGGUGCCGGGGCCCAGGAGCAAGAUGCUCCCCGGGCUGGUGCUCCUCCGGACCUGCCUCCUCCCCCUCUUCAUGUUCUGCAACUAUCAGCCCCGCGUCCACCUGCACACGGUGCUCUUCCGGUCCGACCUCUACCCGGUGCUCUUCACCUCCCUGCUCGGCCUCAGCAAUGGCUACCUCAGCACGCUGGCGCUCAUGUACGGGCCGAAGAUCGUGCCCCGCGAGCUGGCUGAGGCCACGGGGGUGGUGAUGUCCUUCUAUUUGUGCUUGGGCUUGGUCCUGGGCUCGGCCUGCUCCACCCUGCUCGUGCACCUCAUCUAGAAGAGGCGUGAUGGCAGGAACCUCGGAGCCCUGCGACAGACACUUAGGAGCCCCAGUGGGUGGGGAGCGAGUGUCGGGAGGGCUGGGUCAGCGUGCAGAAGAGAGCGGCAGCUGGGCCCGGUGCAGAGCCGAGCACGCCCGGGCCUCCCGUCUCCCCGGGGAGCUGGCAGCCGUGCCAGGCACACAUUCCAGACACUUUCAAGAGCUCUCCUGAGACCUCUGAAGGAGACCAAAAGACAUGCGAGUGGGGCCCCGUGACCACAGUUACCCAGAGGACAGUGGACAUGCCCAUCACCUUUCUGGUUACAUUCCGCCUCGUUUUACAGCCUCUUAUGAACUUUGUCGCCAGUGUUGACUCCAAACUGUUACAAGGCCAGUGCCAAAACCCGACCACAGGCCCUUCGCCUCUCCCUGUCUUGCUCCCUCCUGGGGACAGCAGGACGUAGCAAUUCCCAGCCCUCCCUCUCCAGGGGGUUCCCCUAGAAUAGAAAUCUCCUGGAGGGACACCUAGCGGCUCAGUGGGUUAAGUGUCGGACUCUUGAUUUUCAGCUCAGGUCUUGAUCUCAGGGUCCUCUAGUGAGUUUGGGCCCCGCGCUGGGCUCCAUACUGGGCACGUGGAGCCUACUUAAAAAAAAAAAAAAGUCCACUGGAAUAGCCAGUUCUCAGGCCCAAGACCCAAGGCUGUGCAGACCCCUGCUUUCUGUGGGCGAGAGAGUACCCGCCCACUGGACAGGGGACCCCAGAAAGACAGGCCUUCUAGGAAUCCUCCAUUCCCUAAACUUGGACUCUAGAAGGCUCCCCCAUCCUAGAGACUGAGGGGGUCAGGCCUGGGAGUUCUGACAGGGAUCCUCCACGUGGUCUGUGGCUUGCUCUAGGGUGGGGGUCUUUUCACGACCAUGUUUACAAGAUGUCAAGCACCUUGGUUCAAGGGCAUAAUGAAUACCUGGAUAUUUAAUGAGAGCCUGACUGGUGGCUGGAUUAGUCAGGGUCGCGGCCAGAAACGGCAUCCUCCAACUGGAUGAUGUGAGGAUAUUUGAAGACAGGGUAUAGGAAUCCUAUGGGGUUGUGCCUUAUAUCCCAGAAAUAGUAAGGCCCUGGUACCCUUACCCAGGGCUGGGGGCAGGGGGCAUCUCCAGCCUGCUUUGACCCACAGGAGGUGUACGCCCUUCAUCCUUCCCUCCUUCCCAUCUCCUCGGAGCCCCUGUGCACUGAGCCACAGCCAAGCAGUAGGCAGAGCAGUGGGCCCUAGACUUGGAGGGGCAGCAGGUGUCCCGAAAGGGGGCACCACCCUCCUGGGCCCAUAUGCACAUCAGGAUAGCUCUGCAGCUUCGGCCAGGUGCUGAGUGGUGCUCUGUCCUGGUUUGUCCUGCAUCUGCUGUGUAUUUUGAAGCUGUUUUUGCAGCAGGCAACCCUCAAUUUGUGUGGCCCCCCAGGAUGGUCUGAUGUGAGUAGUAAUUUACAUUUCUCUAGUUCCUUGAAGGCUUCUGCAGCGCUGUUCCUUAGGGGAGCAGGCUGGCUUGGGAAUCCGAGAGAAAGGAGCUAGAUCAGACCCAGGAGUUCUUUCUUGAGAGUCAUGCAGGAAGAACAGAGCUUGCCCCCCAAGAAGCAGCAACCCCAAGGACCAUCAAUCCACCUGCUCCUUCUCGGAAGAGCUCGGGCACCCCGGUGUCCUGCAGACAGCCGAUUAGCCCUGGAAGCAGCCAGUAAGCCACCCAGUGGGAGCAGCUUAUGUUCCCCUCCUUCUCAGGCUAGGACACACUCCCUUUCUCCGGCCAGAGAAUUAGAGAAGACACCCUGGAAAGGUUUUCUGAAACUUGGUAUCUAGAAUACAAAAAAAAUUUUUUUUAGCUAAAAAUAAAUUCUCCUGUCU